Molecule: messenger RNA, 3642 nt
Organism: Gossypium arboreum
Lineage: Eukaryota; Viridiplantae; Streptophyta; Magnoliopsida; Malvales; Malvaceae
Product: mitogen-activated protein kinase kinase kinase 18-like
Exons: 1
Coding region: 1848-3407 (519 amino acids)
Biological process (GO): protein phosphorylation
Molecular function (GO): protein kinase activity; ATP binding
Source: RefSeq, a predicted model, not a curated record
AAUUUAACAUUAGAUAUUUCAUUGCUACCUGGUAAACAGUAACGUUGUAUUAAUUGGAGUACAGGUUCUCACGACUUUGAUUGAUUAAUAAGGGGUGUCUAACUUAGCAUUAGAGUCAGUAAGUAGAAAUAAAAAUUUACCCAAAAUGUUGCAAAUUUAAAAAAAGUUUUGGUAAUAGUAUGAACAUGAAUGAUGAAGAUACGGGAUGCUAUCUAGUUCUCCCAAUACACCAUUGAACCACAAAAUUAAAGGCCCUGUUGUAAAUAUUGUUCUUUUUUUUAGGGGGAUAAUGGUGGGCAACCCUUUCUUUCUUCCAUUCCUUGAGUUUUUUUGUAGAUUCAGAUUUACGUGGACAACAAUUGCAGGCUUUUUCCCUUCAAGUAAGGAAAUUGUUCUAGCUUAUCCAAAAUUCGAUGCCCUCGUUUAUAGCCGGAUUAUAGUGGAAUAUUACUGUGCAGCUUUUUUGUAUGCGAUGAUUGAUGACAGAUAUAAACUGUUAAUUAACUAACAAGCAUCAGAAGACAUGGCAUAUCCUCAGGCCCACUGACUUUGACAAUUAAGUCAAGAGAAUCAAAAAGAAAAAGGAAGAGGCACCUCCCUUGAUGGCUGGCAGAUGCUAUUCAUUUACAUACACUUGGAAACAUGAAAUCAACACUGCAGGGCAUAAACAUGAUCUACCGAUGAGAUCGCUUCUCACUACCAUGAAAAAUAGUCUAAAAGCUAAGACUUUACUAAACCAUCUAAUUAGUGGGAAGACAACGCGUAUCCGCAAUUUUGAGCGUGAUUGUCUACUAAAAUGACCUGAAUCAGUAUUAGUAGAAAGAAAGAGUUGAGCUUCAUUGCCUAGACAUAAAGGUUAUCCCUUUUAUUGUAAUAAUGAUAAUAAUAUGGUCACAAAAUCUUAUCCUAUCCCACUUGAUCCUUUAUUUAUCCAAUUGAUUCAUUUAUUGGAGGCUGGUGGUUUACGCACGCACGUCAAGUCAAAAAAAUUCUACUCAAACUCUCCCUGCAACACAACAGCCUCAAAGUUCUUUCUGACUGUGACGUGUACCUUCUGGCCACCAACUUGGCACCUCUCUAAAAAAUAAUUCCAUUGUUUUUCACCCUUCUAAAUUCUACUCCCUUACUUCUCAACCACGUCUAACUUGGUCCAUAAUCUUCCAUCUUUUUUAGCUUAGCUACUCGAUUUCUUAGGUAGAGGUAAUGUAGUGGCAAUAGUACCCUGUUUUAGGCAAAUUGAAUGGUAUGCUGAAGUUUCUUAUUACAAUUUGUAAAUCCAUAACGUUGAUGUUUGUGGAUUUUGUUAACCAACACUUUUAAAUACAAAAUACUUGGACAUAAAUACUAGGGACACGUUUUAAGUGAGUGAUUUUGGGUUUGGAAAUAUUCUAUUGCUCACCUACAAUUUUGCUCUCCAUGAACCGUGUAAGCUAUAACCAUGACAACCACAUGUCAAAAAACACCAAACCCCGACAGCACGACCAAUCAAAUGCCACUGGCAAGAACCAAUCUUGCAAGUAAAAAACCCAUUCCCAAUCAUAUCAACGGUUUUCAUCAACUCCACGUGGCCGAGGUUAAGCAUAAAACCCAGGAUCUUCCUCCACGCCUCCAUUCUUCCCUCUUUUUCUUUUACGUCAAAUGGCAUGCCUUUCUUGUUUCUAGCUCUAAAAAAUAAAUCGUGCCAUUAUCAAACCGUUUUCCGAAUUAUCCAUUGACAAUAUCCACGUAAGACUAAACAUAAGACGUAUAUAAAUACCCAUUUGGGCCCUCAAGAAACACACGCCAAAAAGGAGCAUAAACGGAAGAAAGAAAAAAAAAAGAGAGAGAGAGAGCUUUGAGUUUCAGAGAUGGAGAGAAAGAGAAAUAACCAGAAAGUUUCUUGGACUAGAGGGAAGUGUUUAGGCAAAGGCUCCUUUGGAACUGCAACAUUGGCAACCAAUGAAUCCAACGGUGCCGUUUUCGCGGUUAAGUCCGUCGAUUUGGCAACAUGUCUUCCUAGCCAGUUGGAGUCUUUGGAGAACGAAAUUAGGAUCCUCCGUUUGCUUUCCUCUCCAUAUGUCGUUGAGUAUCUCGGCGAUGAUGUGACCAGGCAUGAGUCCCCGACGACGUCUUACCGGAAUCUUCACAUGGAGUACAUGGCAGGUGGUACCGUUGCGGACGAAGCGAUUGUUAAGUCCCGUUUUGCUGACGUGGAGGAGAAGAUUUUGCGGUGGCACACGCGGUGCUUAGUUUCGGCUUUGAAGUACGUACACAGUGAAGGCAUUGUUCACUGCGACGUAAAGGGGAAAAAUGUUCUGGUGGGCCAUGAUUUAACAUCCGUAAAGCUCGCGGAUUUCGGCUCAGCAAUGGUUGAGAUUAAAAACGAAAGAUCGGGUGACAGGUGUAGGUCCGUGAUAUCGCCACGUGGAAGUCCUCUCUGGAUGGCUCCGGAGGUGAUUCGCGGUGAGUAUCAAGGACAGGAGAGUGAUGUUUGGUCUUUAGGCUGCACCAUCAUCGAGAUGGUCACCGGGAAGCCAGCUUGGAAGGAUCAAGGCUUCAAUUCACUGAAUCGAAUUGCUAAUUCAGAGGAAUUGCCUGAGUUUCCAGCUCAGCUAUCUGAACUAGGUAAGGAUUUCGUGGAGAAGUGUUUGAGAAGGGAUCAGAAUCAAAGGUGGAGUUGCGAUCAGCUGCUGCAGCAUCCAUUUGUAGCAUCAGCUUCAGCGCCUAUUAUGAUCGGGGAAUCAUCUCCCCGCUGUGUGCUCGAUUUCACCAGCACCCAUUUCGAAAAGGCCGAAGAUACGGAGAGUAUUGAAGCUUCAGCGAGGGAAAGGAUUGGUGAAUUAGCGACGGAAGGAGGGGCAAUUUGGGAAUCAGAUGAAUGGGUGGCGAUAAGGGGUUACGCUCCUGAAUCAGGUACAAACUGUGAUGAAGGGACAAUCACGGAAUAUCCGGAAUCGAUGAGAACAGAGAAGGAAACGGAAGAGACUAGUUCGGUAUAUUCGGGUUGGAUGGGGAUUACUCAAGGAAUUGGAAGCACGGGUUUGGUGUUGUUCGAUUGUUUUGAUAACACCGUUGUGUGGCAAAGUGGUAAUUGCGAGAGUGUGAAAGGGCUAAAAUGGUCGUCAAGUGGUGCACCAUGUUGCGAGUCUUUGGCUGGUUCGUGCUGUCGGGAUACGUCAGAAAAGGUGGAGUUAACGGCGGAGAAGGAAAAGUUGAGAGUCCACAGAUUUUGUAAUUUAUUAUUACAACUAUUCUUGUGUAUUUUAAGAAUAUUCAGAUACGGCUUAUGGAUGUUUUCUAAUUACUCCUUCGCUACUAUAUUCUUUACAUUUCAUUCUCAGCCUCAAAUUUUUUUUGGUCAUGCGAUCCCCAUCGUUUCUUUUUCACCAUCACAUCAAACCUUGUUCGAAAGUAAAAUGUUUUUCUAAAAUUUAUCGGUCAGUCAUUAUAAAGAAAGGCAUUGCAGAAAAUGGAAAGCUUUGUCAUAGGCCACUAAUAUCAGUGAUGCCACACAUUCUUUGAACAACAUUAAGGAUGUUGGAAGCUUGAAAUUUUAGUCUCAAUUUCUACUUUCAUUGGGACUUUGUUUAUCAAGAAAUAGAAAUAUACUAGUACAAUUUUGCUUUUGGAAAGGAUAAGUAUAAUAAGAUAACAAUUUGAGGA